AUGUCAGUUGGUGGAUGGCAUAUAACACAAUAUUUGAUAGAAUUUUUGAAUAAACGUGGAUACAGUUUUAACUCUUCGAAAGAUUUCAAAACUAUAAACAAUAUCAAAGAAAAAUUGUGCUAUUUUGCUUUGAACUUCAAUUUUGAAAGAGAUAUGUAUACCAAAGAAAAAGAAAAACAAUAUAUACUGCCAGAUGGAAUGGUGAUCAAUGUCGAAACCGAAGCCUUUCAAUCACCUGAAAUCUUGUUUGAUCCUCUUUUAUUCAACAUCGAAUCGAAGCUAGGAGGUAUCCACAACUUGAUACACAGAGCAUGCAGUGCUCUCAAUUAUAAAAAACAAAAAAAUAUGUACAACAACAUCAUAUUGGCUGGUGGUAAUACGAUGUUUAAAUUUCUACCUAUUCGUUUGGAGAAAAUGGUAGCUGACUUAGUCACAUCUUCUACUAGCAUUCAAAUCAAAGCGGGCCCCGAACGUAAAUUUUCCACAUGGCUUGAGGGUUCCGUAUUAGCUUCGAUGCCCAGCUAUCAGAAAAUGUGGAUCAGUAAGGAAAAUGGGCCUGCAGCUUUACACGAAAAAAGCUUAAUUUGA
This is a messenger RNA of Macrosiphum euphorbiae (potato aphid), 588 nucleotides long. The record is from the annotation of a GenBank genome assembly. Lineage: Eukaryota; Metazoa; Arthropoda; Insecta; Hemiptera; Aphididae.